Molecule: messenger RNA, 462 nt
Organism: Scheffersomyces coipomensis
Lineage: Eukaryota; Fungi; Ascomycota; Pichiomycetes; Serinales; Debaryomycetaceae
Exons: 1
Coding region: 1-462 (153 amino acids)
Cellular component (GO): plasma membrane; cellular bud neck
Source: RefSeq, a predicted model, not a curated record
AUGUAUAUCAAAGAUUUAGCCGAGAGAGCUUCUUUCAUCGAUAAUGUCAAAUCCACUGCUCAAUCAUUCGAACAUUGGGAUACUUGUAUGGCCAAUAGAACUUGUAAGAUAGUGGCUAUAGUCGGUAUCUGUUUAGCUGGACUUUUCGUUCUUUGGUUAGUAUUUGCCUUUGUCCAAUGUCUUUGUUUGGGUGCUACUUGUAUUGAAGCUUUAUGCUGUUGUUGUUGUGGGGGAUGUUGUAGACCAAAACAACAACAAGUUUAUGCACCACCUCCUCAACAACCUCAACCCAUGUAUAAUCCAAAUAUGUAUCCUCCAGAUCAUCGUUAUAACAUGCAAAUGAGAGAAGCUCAAAAUCCAGUAUAUAAUAAAGUACCAGAACCAGCUUAUAAUGGAGAAUAUAAUAGUGAAUAUAAUGGAGAAUACGAUAGAGAACCAGUCUAUAGAGUAGUAAAGAUGUAA